This is a messenger RNA of Hyalella azteca, 483 nucleotides long. RefSeq lists its product as uncharacterized. The transcript is spliced from 3 exons. The record is from RefSeq and is a predicted model, not a curated record. Lineage: Eukaryota; Metazoa; Arthropoda; Malacostraca; Amphipoda; Hyalellidae. The coding region runs from base 1 to 483 and encodes 160 amino acids.
AUGUGUAUAAGAGACGGGCGCUGCAUCGCGCACUCCUACAACGCGAGCGGCGCGUGCGCUCUCAGCGACAAGCUCGGCAAGACGACGCAGUCCAGCGGCGCUACUUACUACUACUCGGAAAAUUUCGUAAAACAAGCAGAUGGUCUUUUCUACAACAAAUACGAAUACACGUCGUACAUCUCCUGCGCAGCGCGCUGCUCUCACCCCGGCAUGAGGAUCCCGGUCGUCAAAACCAAGGCGUCGUUCGAUUUCAUCAAAAGCAGUGAGAAUGCUUACCCUGCAUGUAACUCACGUGACAGCGACGGCGUGUUCCGUUGGUCGGACGGCAGCGUGCUGGACCAGACGAUCUUCGGCAUCACGAGUCCGCCCAGGCAGAACAAUAACCUGAACAUAUUCGUUACUUACCAAGGAAACUUUGACGACACGUCUGCCACCGAGGUUUUUGCUUGCACAUGCCAAGGGGUCUUCAUCAACGGUAAUUAA